AAAACAAACAGAAAGCUUGUUCAUAUUAGCAUCGGGCUGGUCUUCAUGCUCUGUUGGCCAAUGUUCAGCUCUGGUCACCAGGGAGCAAUUCUAGCAGCUCUUAUUCCUGGUCUCAAUAUAAUAAAAAUGCUUCUUUUGGGACUAGGUAUGUGGAGAGAUGAUGCAACUGUCAAGUCAAUGAGCCGAUUUGGAGACCACAGGGAGCUUCUCAAGGGACCAUUGUACUAUGCCCUUACAAUCACUUAUGCGUGUGCUGUAUAUUGGAGAUAUUCUCCUAUUUCAAUUGGGCUAAUUUGCAACCUUUGUGCUGGUGAUGGUAUUGCUGACAUUGUUGGCAGGAGGUUUGGAAAACAGAAACUUCCAUACAAUAAAAACAAAUCAUUUGCUGGUAGUAUUGCAAUGGCAAUUGCUGGUUUCUUAGUAUCCGUUGGAUUCUUGCACUAUUUCUCCUUGUUUGGGUAUAUUCAGGCAGUCUUGUUAUAUGAUAUCAGAUUGUAACCCAGGGUUGUGUGCAAGUGCUGGAGAAUGUAUACGCCUCUGCAUUACGCAGCCUGUUAAUUUUUACUGUUGUACUAUUAAAUAACACAGUGAGUAUUCUAAGUGUGUGUAUGAAAACACUAGGAAAUUCAGAUCCUGCUUGACGCGACCAUGUAAGAGUUUAUUAAAUUUAGUGGAGCUUUCCACUGCUGAAAUGAUUCGGCCCGUUUGGCCAUGAGAAUCGUAAUUUUCCGGAGUUGAAGUUGAA
Molecule: messenger RNA, 745 nt
Organism: Capsicum annuum
Lineage: Eukaryota; Viridiplantae; Streptophyta; Magnoliopsida; Solanales; Solanaceae
Product: farnesol kinase, chloroplastic
Molecular function (GO): kinase activity
Source: RefSeq, a predicted model, not a curated record